Messenger RNA from Dunckerocampus dactyliophorus (ringed pipefish), 1590 nucleotides. Its product is annotated as leukocyte elastase inhibitor-like. Gene Ontology annotation, biological process: negative regulation of endopeptidase activity. The record is from RefSeq and is a predicted model, not a curated record. Gene Ontology annotation, molecular function: serine-type endopeptidase inhibitor activity. The coding region runs from base 181 to 1323 and encodes 380 amino acids. Lineage: Eukaryota; Metazoa; Chordata; Actinopteri; Syngnathiformes; Syngnathidae. The transcript has 7 exons.
ACGAGCCACAGCGACAGUGUGAAUUUACUCACGACACCACCUCUGGAAGGUUUGGAGCCUUUGGGGAGAUUCUGACGGAACUUUGUCUGCUGUUACGUUUUGCUUUCACUGUUCCACAGGCAUCGCCAAGCGGCAGUAGUAUCCCUGCAGGACGAACAGGGGAAUUCUUCACCAUCAACAAUGGCCACCCUCAGUAUCUCAAAUACUACUUUUGCUCUGGAGUUGCUCCGAACUCUGAGUCAAACAAACCCCACUGGGAACAUCUUUGUCUCGCCGUUGAGCAUCAGUUCAGCCCUAGCAAUGGUCUACCUGGGAGCUAAAGGAGACACGGCGGCUCAGAUGGCACAGGCCCUGUCAUUCAAAUCCGGCGAAGACAUCCAUGCAGACUUCCACUCUCUUAAUGGGGACAUCAAUUCACCAUCUGUGUCAUACAUCCUGAAACUGGCCAACCGUCUUUAUGGAGAAAAUACAUCUCGUUUCCUCUCACAAUUCCUUGAUGCCACGCACAAGUACUAUAAGGCAGAUCUGAAGACUGUGGAUUUCAUUGGGGCUCCUGAGGCUUGUAGAGCCGAGAUUAACAGCUGGGUGGAGCAGCAGACACAGAAUAAGAUUAAAGAUCUUCUGAAGCCAGGAACACUUAGCUCAAUGACGAGAUUAGCUUUGGUCAAUGCCAUCUACUUCAAAGGCAACUGGAUGUACAGAUUCAGCCCAACAAACACUUUGGAAAUGCCGUUUAAAGUCAAUCAGAAUGUGACCACAAAGGUGCAUAUGAUGUAUCUCAGGGAGAAACUGCCCUACAACUACAUCCCUGAGCUAGGUCUGCAGAUCCUAGAGAUGCCAUACACAGAUGAUGAGCUGAGCAUGGUCGUCCUGCUUCCAGAGGAGUCCACUGAUGGCUCAGACCCGCUGCUGAAGCUGGAAAAGGAGCUGACACACACAAAGCUGAACGAGUGGACCAGCAGGAACAACAUGGACGUCCACUCCGAAGUUGUUGUUCACCUGCCCAAAUUCAAACUGGAGGAGGAGUACCUGCUUAACGAACCUUUGGCUAAACUGGGCAUGACUAAUGUGUUUUGUGCUGCAAAGGCCGACCUUUCUGGAAUGAACGGCGAGGGAAAACUUUUCCUGUCCACAGUGGCCCACAAGGCCUUUGUAGAGGUCAACGAGGAGGGCACUGAGGCUGCUGCGGCCACUGCUUGCAUUGCAUCUUUCUGUAUGCUGAGGGAGGAACACUUUAAGGCAGACCAUCCCUUCCUCUUCUUCAUCAGGCACAAUAAGUCCAAGUCUAUCCUUUUCCUCGGCAGGUUCUCCUCUCCCCAGUAAAGAGAACUUGAAUACAACAUUUUAAAAAAAGAAAGCAAAAUUCUUGCAGGAAAGGCUUUAUAUGUUUGACUGUGCAUUUCUAAAAUUACAUUUCUCAAUCCAUGCACUGAAUCACAUAUAAUAAAGCGUUCACAAGUGUAUUUUUUUAAUGGGAGUUACAUUUUAUAAACUCACCAGACACUAUUGGGUACACUUACAUAGUCUAAUGAUGCAAAUAGCUGUAGCAAAAGUUGCUUGAAUUGACAAUAAGAGAGAAAUUAAAAAUAA